AUGGCUGACAGCGGCGGCACGGGCAGCUCGGGCCCCUGGUGGAAGUCGCUAACCAACAGCAGGAAGAAAAGCAAAGAAGCCGCAGAGGCGCAGCCGCCCGCCCCGCCCGCGGUUGGGGAGCCCGCGCCGCCCAGCCCAGACUGGACGGGCGGCGCGCGCGAGAACCAGCACCCAAACGUCCUCGGGGGCGCCGGCGAGCCCCACAAGCUGGACAAGAGUGGGGACAAAUCGGGCGGCAGCCGCCGCAACCUGAAGGUCUCGCGCUCGGGCCGCUUCAAGGAGAAGAGGAAAGUGCGCGCCACGCUGCUCCCGGAUGGCGGCGUGGGGUCCACGGAGGAGACGGAGCUGGCCGGCGACCCUCCGGGGGGCGCGCAGUAA
This is a messenger RNA of Lepus europaeus (European hare), 378 nucleotides long. It is a transcript of the gene PRR15, whose product is annotated as proline rich 15. The transcript has a single exon. The record is from RefSeq and is a predicted model, not a curated record. Lineage: Eukaryota; Metazoa; Chordata; Mammalia; Lagomorpha; Leporidae. The coding region runs from base 1 to 378 and encodes 125 amino acids.